Messenger RNA from Triplophysa dalaica, 1213 nucleotides. RefSeq names its product SEC22 homolog B, vesicle trafficking protein a (gene sec22ba). Bases 141 to 788 code for a protein of 215 amino acids. Gene Ontology annotation, molecular function: SNAP receptor activity. The transcript is spliced from 5 exons. Gene Ontology annotation, biological process: endoplasmic reticulum to Golgi vesicle-mediated transport; vesicle fusion with Golgi apparatus; retrograde vesicle-mediated transport, Golgi to endoplasmic reticulum. Gene Ontology annotation, cellular component: endoplasmic reticulum membrane; ER to Golgi transport vesicle membrane; SNARE complex. The record is from RefSeq and is a predicted model, not a curated record. NCBI's taxonomy places the organism in Eukaryota, Metazoa, Chordata, Actinopteri, Cypriniformes, Nemacheilidae.
CGAAUUUGAGGUAACACAACUUCUUCCGGCCAACUCAUCAACGCUGUUGUCAGUGCAAAUGUGUCACUUUAUGUCAGUCAGUGAAAUAAUUGGUAGAUAGCUUCAUUUUAGAGUAGACAGAAGAGAAGAAAUCAGUCAAAAUGAUGUUGCUGACGAUGAUCGUUCGAGUCGCCGACGGCUUGCCACUUGCUGCAUCUAUGCAAGAGGAUGAGCAGUCUGGACGAGAUUUACAGAAGUAUCAGAAUCAAGCCAAGCAGCUUUGUCGAAAACUGAAUGAACAGAGUCCUGCACGGUGUACUUUAGAAGCAGGUACCAUGUGCUUUCACUAUGCCAUUGAGAAGGGAGUGUGUUACUUGGCCUUAUGUGAAGCCGGAUUCCCCAGGAAACUGGCAUUUGCCUAUCUGGAGGAUCUUGAGGCAGAAUUCAGUGAGCAGUAUGGGAAAAAGGUCCCAUCAGUGUCCAGGCCAUACUCUUUAAUUGAAUUUGACACAUACAUACAGAAGACCAAAAAGUCUUACGUUGACAGCAGAGCCCGAAGAAAUAUGGGCAACAUCAAUACAGAGUUGCAGGAUGUUCAAAGGAUUAUGGUUGCCAAUAUAGAGGAGGUUCUCCAGCGUGGAGAAGCUUUGUCUGCUCUGGAUUCCAAGGCUGCUAAUCUGUCCAGUUUGUCUAAGAAGUACCGCAGCGAUGCCAAAUAUCUCAACACAAGGUCCACCUAUGCUAAACUGGCUGCUGGUGCUGUUAUUCUCAUCACACUCAUUGUGUAUGUACGCUUCUGGUGGCUGUGAAUGUAAAUGACAAAUUCAAGCAGAAACUCUCAGGGCUUUAGUUCAGAAAUGCUGGCAGAUCCAACAGUUCAUUAUGGCCUUAAAGUGAUGUUUGAGAGACUAAAUAUAGCCUCUGAAUGAAGAAUGUGAUGUGUUCACAAUGCUGAUGUCUUUUCAUUGUUUUAUUGUAACUUAAUUUAUAACUGUAGGUGUAAGUUGUUGAUGUACUUUUGGUUGAUUUUUUUUCAUAAUGUACGUAUUACUAAACUAUGCAAGGUGUAAGUUGUGUUCUUUUGAAUUCAUACCAGGAGUUUGAAAAAUGUGAAAAAUAUUGUUUAUUUGUAAAUUUUAAGGAGCACACAUUAGUACAUAAUGACAAAAGCAUUAUAAAGGGUUAUUGUUCUAGAAGAUAUACAUGAUGCAAAAUAAAAAAACACUUCAAUACA